AUGUCAUUCGCUAUGAACGGCAACAUUGCAUCAAGUAUGGAAAUUGGGUCUGCGUAUGCACUGCAAGUUUGUCUUCUCCAAAUUCCUGCGAUGGUUGCCUUUUCGGCUUGGUAUGACCCAGCAGACGUAGGAAAGGUUGUCAAUACCUUCACGUUGAUUUUCCCUCGUUGGGAUGUCAUUGUCAUCAUCUUGUCUAUUUUCCUUUUGACUUAUACGUAUAUUGAAGCAAAGGCCAACUAUCAUCGUGGCAGUAUCCUUAUUCUCAGUUAUCUCGUACUCGCCUCUGGAUUCUAUUUUGCGCCUCCUAGAAUGGAACACUCCGGUGAAGAUACCAUGAUUUUUGGCGCCACCGUCAUCCAGUCCUUUAAGGACUCUGCCCAAUUGUUUUUCAUGUCCCUAGUCAAUUAG
Heterobasidion irregulare TC 32-1 is the source of this 408-nucleotide messenger RNA. RefSeq lists its product as uncharacterized. Gene Ontology annotation, molecular function: calcium:proton antiporter activity. The coding region runs from base 1 to 408 and encodes 135 amino acids. The transcript is spliced from 4 exons. The record is from RefSeq and is a predicted model, not a curated record. Gene Ontology annotation, cellular component: membrane; endomembrane system. NCBI's taxonomy places the organism in Eukaryota, Fungi, Basidiomycota, Agaricomycetes, Russulales, Bondarzewiaceae. Gene Ontology annotation, biological process: calcium ion transmembrane transport; intracellular calcium ion homeostasis.